Molecule: messenger RNA, 1454 nt
Organism: Haliotis rubra (blacklip abalone)
Lineage: Eukaryota; Metazoa; Mollusca; Gastropoda; Lepetellida; Haliotidae
Product: polypeptide N-acetylgalactosaminyltransferase 13-like
Exons: 6
Coding region: 3-506 (167 amino acids)
Cellular component (GO): Golgi apparatus
Source: RefSeq, a predicted model, not a curated record
ACAUGUACGAUGCCUCCUUCCAACGAGCAGACUUUGGAGACAUAUCGGCCAGGAAGCGACUUAGGGAGAGUUUACAUUGUCACGACUUCCGGUGGUAUAUGAGGAAUGUAUUUCCGUUUCCGGAGCCGGUGAAAUCCAUAGCUGCUGGAGAAAUACGUAACAUGGCGAAGCCUGUUUGCCUGGACAGCAUGGGGAAGUCGAUGAAACCGGGGGUGUUUGGUUGUCACGGCCAGGGUAUGAAUCAGUGGUGGCAACUGAAGGAAGACCGGACUCUGGGCUCGGCUAUGCACGACAUGUGCCAUGAGAAUGGCACCUUUGUAUUGAAGAAAGGCUGCCCUGGACAACAGUCGUGGACCUACGACAAGGAGAAUCAAACCUUGCUUCACAGCCCUUCUAAAAUGUGUUUACAAGUGACUGUGCAACUUAAACUGACACUCGCUACAUGCUCGGGAACGGCAUGGCAAAAGUGGAUAGUGCCACUGAAGAGUAUGCAAUCAAAACAUUAGCGUGACAGUAUCGAGAGAAUUGUAUAUAUCAAACGAUGUCGAACUGAGGUAUGUUGAAGAUGUGCUUCAUAUCAUCCAAGGAGAAUGUGUCGAAUGAAGUAAGAAAAGGACUGAAGAACCAUACGAAGACAAAGUUCUUAAUUCAUCUGGAAAUCUGCAGCGCUGUAUAACGCCGUUUUCCAUAAAAUCUGUACAUGGAAAUAUAUCCAUUGAAUGUCGGACUUCAGGUGACCCGGAACUUCACACGAUACGUGUACAUAUAUGUUUGCUGGUUAAUGUAACCAGAUAUCUUUGAGUAACAUUUGACAUGCUACACAUUUGAUCCAUCGAUCCAUCACCUGUCACGAAAUGCAACUCUAUAUGGAAGAGUGUUAAAAGCUGUCAGUGUUCCGAUGAUGGCAAUUGAGGGAAUAACAUAGUGGAAAGUAAGAAGUACACAUGUUUGUUGGCUAAUGUCACACAAAUUCAGUUCUUCCGCGAAGAACAUGUGCUACCGUGGAAUAAUACUCUCAAUGAUGUGAACGACAUUAGAAACCUUAUACGUUGUUUUGAAUAUGACUCAACUCGGAAAUUGACGAAAGGUUCUCUGUAAGGUAAAGGGAAUGGGCUUAUUCAUGUCGUUAAUGUUAGACAGAGUUAUCGUUUAGGGGUUGACGCAGUCAUGAUCUGGUAUUGGAACACUAUGACUGGCAGACCCUUAUUUAAUUUACAUACGAACUUAUGUGCUGCGAACUGUGUCAGUGGACGCUGAACCAUAAUCACGACAACUAAAUACAGGGCUAGGGCGAUGACUUGUGAUUUACGCACUAAACAGUUAUCUGCUAAUGAAAACAAUCUCCCCAGAACAACAAAUAAUGUAUAAUAACAAGCUACUAGGAAACACUACUGAACUCUGAGUAUUACGUAAGGUAUCUUAGGUGAUGAAUAAAACCGGAUUCAUGAUUGUUC